UGCUCCUGACUGCGAGGAAUGAAAUCCUUAAAGAAAGCAUUCGGAGGGGAUAAAGAAGUCUCUAGCGUUACAAGACUUAUAGAAAUUUAUUCAAGUAAUGAAUAUGAAGAGAAUUCUAUAGAAGGUGUAUUCGAUAUAGUUGAGAGUAUACACUUUAUGAAAAGGAAUGGUGCUGUAGAAGCAUCACGAGCAUUACGGAAACAGCUUAAACAUGGAUCUACCCAUCAGAACAUCCGGGCAUUAACGAUAUUCCAUGGAUGCGUAUCAAAUGGUAUAAACAAUAGCAACUUCCCAGAUAGUGAACUUGAAGCUCGUUUUAGACUAAUUGCUUCAGAUCCUGUCUAUGAUUCUAAGGUAAAGAAGAAGCUGCGAAGUGUAUUGAGGUCAAUUUGCGAAGAAAACAACCAAAAUAGCCGAUACAAGCAGCUAUACGAAGAUUGUGGUAGUGUAAAACCUGCUAGACCAGCUCGUCGUACUCCAUCUACUCUUUCAAAACUCUCUACGUCGUCAAUUCCAAAGUUGAACCAACAAAAAGCGCACAAAGUUGCAGAUUCACCAAUAGAAAUAGAAGAUCCCUUCGCUGAUCCACCUGAUACGCGAUAAAUUUAUAUUUAAACCUUUAUUUUUGUCUCUUGAUAUAUUCUUCUUGCUUUAGCACGAUGAGCAAUUUGUUC
Molecule: messenger RNA, 674 nt
Organism: Wallemia mellicola CBS 633.66
Lineage: Eukaryota; Fungi; Basidiomycota; Wallemiomycetes; Wallemiales; Wallemiaceae
Exons: 4
Coding region: 19-603 (194 amino acids)
Biological process (GO): endocytosis; actin cortical patch localization; actin filament organization
Cellular component (GO): actin cortical patch
Molecular function (GO): ubiquitin binding; phosphatidylinositol binding
Source: RefSeq, a predicted model, not a curated record